This is a messenger RNA of Sardina pilchardus (European sardine), 1482 nucleotides long. RefSeq names its product iodothyronine deiodinase 3a (gene dio3a). The transcript has a single exon. Gene Ontology annotation, molecular function: thyroxine 5'-deiodinase activity. Gene Ontology annotation, biological process: thyroid hormone metabolic process. The record is from RefSeq and is a predicted model, not a curated record. NCBI's taxonomy places the organism in Eukaryota, Metazoa, Chordata, Actinopteri, Clupeiformes, Clupeidae.
UCAAAUCCUCACCCCAGUCCUAUAAAAAGGGAACUUGUGUGCAGUCAGGAACUCAAGUGCAGAGGAUCAGAACGGAUGAUAACACAGCCACUCAAGUCUCCUGUAGCCAGGCCUAAACACGGUGGUCGCGCCACCCCCGUUCGGCAUGAAAACCAUCAAGGCACUUAAAAAUGCAGUCAUCUGUCUUAUUUUGCUGCCUCGCUUCCUGGUGGCUGCGGUCAUGCUCUGGUUCCUCGAUUUUCUGUGCGUAAGGAAAAUGCUGUUCAAAAUGCGGGAGACCGAGGGGAGCGCAGAUGAUCCACCUCUGUGUAUCUCUGAUUCUAAUCGGAUGUUCAGCCUGGAGUCGCUGAAAGCGGUCUGGCACGGUCAUAAACUGGACUUCUUUAAAUCGGCGCACUUGGGACACGAAGCGCCGAACACCGAAGUUGUGCAGCUUGGAGACCGAAAAGCAACCCGGAUUCUUGACUAUGCGAAAGGCAAGAGACCACUAAUUCUAAACUUUGGUAGUUGUACCUGACCACCAUUUAUGACACGCCUGAAGGCGUUCCAGCGGGUUAUAAACCAAUACGCUGAUAUAGCAGACUCCGUUGUUGUGUAUAUAGAGGAGGCGCAUCCGUCAGAUGGAUGGGUGAGCUCCGAUGCGCCAUACCAAAUCCCCCAACACCGUUGUCUUCAGGACAGACUGAAAGCGGCAGAGUUGAUGAACCAAGAAGUGCCGGGUUGUCUUGUGGUCGCAGACAGUAUGGAGAAUUCGUCAAAUGCCGCGUACGGGGCGUAUUUCGAUAGACUUUACAUACUCCAGGACAACAAGGUUGUGUACCAAGGAGGCAGGGGACCGGAGGGAUACCGAAUAUCUGAACUGAGGAACUGGCUUGAUCAGUACAGACACAGUAUUGAAAAUUCCAGAAAUGUUGUCAUUCAUAUAUAAUUUAAACAUUCUGUUUCCCCCACGUUUAGAAAUUUGAACCAAGGCUGUUAUCAUUGACAGACUGCAAUCCCACUAGUGUUGUUCCCUCUCUUAUUAUAGGACUCAAACCAAUGACAUUGUUUGUGAAGGCGGAAAAGUGUAUUAUCACAAGACAAUAAGUUGUGUCCUAUAACUCUUUAGUUUAUUUUACUCUUGGGCAUCUGAACAUCUCCGUUAGGUAUUCAAUCAAUUAUGUUGUUUACUUGUUAGUUAUCAAUCGCAUAUUUGUAUAUUCGAAUUAUAUUGUUGCUGCAUUUGUUAUGCCCUUAUCUCCCUGUUCUGCUUCGUACUGUGUGAAUGAUUAAGGGGAUUCUCCUGACUGCGUAAUGCUCACUGACAUACACCCCAGUAUUGUUGUGAAGUUCGGUUUUUAAAAGGUGCGUCACCAGAAAAUCGAUACUGAUGUCUUAAUACUGGUGUACAUGUGCGUGUGCAUUGCCCUUUUUUAUCGAGUAUGUUUUGUAAAUGAUACAUCCUUUUUAUUGAAUAUAUUUUGUAAAUAAACACACUUGUAA